GUUUACAACGCUGGUUUAAAUUAGAUUUUUUUUUAACAAACGUUCUCAAUGGGAAGUCUAUUUUCACAAUCCAUUUGACAUUUGUUGAAUAGUUUUAAUCUAUCCAGUCCCUGUCCCAGCUGUGUUUUCAAUACCCCCCCAUACACUAGCCUACUCUGUCUGGCUUUGCCUCCCUCCAUCCAGCUGAAAAGGGUAACGCUGCAACUGCUAAUUAUAUGAGGGAAUUAUUCAAUGUAUGUAUGAUUCAAUGUAUGGGGGUCGAUGUAAUACAUCAUACAGAAGUAGUCUAAAACGAAUUGUGUGCAUGGGUUUGUGUGUGUGGUGUCAUUGGUCAUUUAUGUGGUCUGGGAGCAGAGUGAGUUUUGUGAACCGCCUGGAAUGUGUCAGCAGUUGGGCUCUAAUGAGUUUAUCAGUGGCAUUGUGCUGCUACAUUACAAAUGGCUGCCUUAAUGAACCUUCCUAAACAGACAACUAGCUCGAGGUCUACACUUCCAACAUUGUCAAGAUGAGGUUUCAAAUGGUUCUCUUGACUUUAUCCAUCUGCUUUGGUGCCAUUUCGUCGUCUCCCUCCAUGUCCAACCCUCCGCCUCCGCCCUCGGACUUGAAGAGAAAGACAGGCUGUUUAAAAAUGAGUAACUGUAGAUGCAUCAUGAAGGACGGCUCAGGGGUGAUAAACCUGGUAGCCAUGGCAGAUUCAGACGGAUUCUUGGGACACCUAAAGCCUGUGCCCUCGGAGAACGCACCGCCAAAUGCAGAAAUCCUCCUCUCCUUCAGCCCCUGUCAACCGUUCUCUGAGCCAGAGGACCUCGCAGGGACAGACUGCACAGAUGUGGCUGCCUGUUUGACAGUCAGGUUUUACAGAAAUAACAGAUACAUCAGUCAUUACAUAAACUAUGGGAGACAUGAGGGCAACGAAUUCCAUUACAACAACAGCUUGCAGACACUGUCUGUUUCAUAUUCUGUCCUAGAGUACACCCAGCCCCUGACAGUAGUACACUACCACUGUAGUCCCAACAUAUCCACUUCCUUCGCCCUACACUUAAAUGGAGACAUUCCCCUGCAAAUCUGGGUGGAGAGUCCCUGUGCCUGUCCAAACGCCUGUGCCCUGGGGGACGUGGGUCCUGGCACCAUCUUCCUCAUCAUCCUCUCCCUCAGCGCAACUGCCUACUUUAUCCUGGGGUCCUGUGCUCUGCGGCCAUUCAGGGCAGGCAGUGGAGUGCAGAUCGCUCCAGAGGAAAGUCUGUGGUGCAUGCUCUGUUACAUGUUCACUGAACGCAGAGGGGGUAGGAGGAGGAGAUACAUCUCCCUGCGAGAGGAAACCCUGUGAAGCAUGGGAUAUUGGAUAAAUGGGCAAUGAGAAAGUAGAAGAUGACAAAGCUACUGCAUAUGAAAUGACACUGAGGGAAACUUGGGCUUGAGAUCGAUUAUAUUUCCAGUGAUGUGACUGAUAUACAUGCAGGAGAC
This is a messenger RNA of Oncorhynchus keta (chum salmon), 1464 nucleotides long. RefSeq lists its product as uncharacterized. Bases 506 to 1327 code for a protein of 273 amino acids. The transcript has 4 exons. Lineage: Eukaryota; Metazoa; Chordata; Actinopteri; Salmoniformes; Salmonidae. Gene Ontology annotation, cellular component: trans-Golgi network. The record is from RefSeq and is a predicted model, not a curated record.